UUCCGAGAGCAUUUUAGUGCGGGGGAUCCGACACUGUAUAAUAGCCCCCGGCUCCCUUGCCUGUUGCCACUACGCAAGCAAGCAAGCAGACAGAAUGACUCCCUCUGCCGUGUCCGCUUCGUCGGUGCAGGCCGACCGGCCGCUGACGGCACCGCCAAAGUCGGUGCCCUUGACGGCGCCGCUGUCCAAUGCGGCCGAGGUGCUGUCGGCGGUGCGGUGCCUGGCGGCUGACCUGGUGCAGCAGUUCAACGGCGGCCACCCAGGCACGGCCAUGGGUGCGGCCGCCAUCGGCCUGGCCCUCUGGGGCGGCGAGGGCACGAUGCGCUUCGACCCGGCCGAUGCUGCCUGGAUCGACCGGGACCGCUUUGUCCUAUCCGCGGGCCACGCCUGCCUGCUCCAGUACAUCUAUCUCCACCUGGCCGGCUACAAGAGCUGGACGCUGGACAUGCUCAAGCGCUAUCACUCGCCCGACUUUGUCCACUCGCAGGCGGCGGGCCAUCCCGAGAUUGAGUUUGAGGGCGUCGAGGUGACGACGGGCCCGCUCGGCCAGGGCAUCGCCAACGCCGUCGGCCUGGCGAUGGCGUCGAAGCACUUUGCCGCGCAUUUUAACCGGCCGGGCGGCCACGACAUUGUCGGCGCCAAGGUGUGGUGCAUGACCGGCGACGGCUGCCUGCAGGAGGGCGUGGGCCAGGAGGCCGUCUCGCUGGCGGGCCACCUGCGCCUCGACAAUCUGAUCCUCAUCUACGACGACAAUGGCGUCACCGUCGACGGCAACAUCGACACGUGCUUCACCGACGACACAUCGGCCAAGCUCACCAGCUGCGGCUGGCACGUCAUCGACGUCGAGGGCGAUGCGACAAACGACGUCGAGGCGAUCCUCAAGGCGCUCCAGUCGGCGCGCAACAGCACGGCUGGCAAACCCGUCUUUGUGCACAUCCGCACCGUCAUUGGCUUUGGCUCGCACAACCAGGGCCUGGCGCCCACGCACGGCGCGGCGCUGGGCGACGUCGAUGUCGCUGCCAUCAAGCAGCUGCACGGCCAGGACAGCGGCGUGCACUUCCACGUGCCCGGCCGCGUCUACGGCGCCUUUGACGAGAUCCGCGCGCGCGGGGCACGGGAGCACCAGCAGUGGCGGUUGCGCUUCGAGGCAUACCAGCGCGCGCACCCGGACCUGGCGCGCGAGUUCCAGGCCCGCUUCUCGGGCAGGCUCGACGGCGGUGUGGACACGGCGGCGCUGCUGCCCAGGCGCGAGGCGCUGCCCACGGCAGCCACACCCACCCGCAAGGCAUCCGGCCUCGCCGUCGCCGCCCUGGGCCCCGCCGUGCCCCAGCUCAUGACCGGCUCGGCGGACCUGAUGGAGUCGACGUUUGUCACAUGGACCAAGGACCUCUUUUUUGGCUCGCCCGACGCUGGCGAAGAAAAGCAGAGCUUCGCUGGCCGGCAGGUGCGCUACGGGAUCCGGGAGCACGCCAUGGCGGCCAUCGCAAACGGCCUGGCGGCGUACGCGCCCGACGCCAUUGUGCCCGUCAUUUCGACGUUCUUCAUGUUCUUUCUCUAUGCGGCACCCGCCGUGCGCAUGGCGGCGCUCCAGCGGCUCCGCAUCGUCGGCAUUGCCACGCACGACAGCAUCGGCAUCGGCGAGGACGGGCCGACGCACCAGCCGAUUGCGCUCGCGAGCCUGUUCCGCGCCAUGCCCAACCUCCGCUUCGUGCGGCCGGCCGACGCAGAGGAGGUCAUGGGCGCGUGGAAGCUGGCUCUGCAGGACAGCGACGGCGAUGGCGGCGGGGGAAUGCCCACCAUACUGUCGCUGAGCCGGCAGGGUGUGCCGCUGCUCGCCGGGUCCGAUCGCGAGGCCGUGGCAAAGGGCGCAUACACCGUCGUCGAGAGCGCGUCGUCGUUGUCGUCGUUGUCGCCGUCGUCGUCGCCGUCGUCGCCACCACGCCUCGUCCUCAUCGCUACGGGGUCCGAGGUGCAGCUGGCAGUGCGCGUGGCCGAGCGGCUGGGCCAAACGACGCCGACAAGCGUCGUCUCGAUGCCGUGCCAGGCCCUCUUUGACGCCCAGCCGGCGUCGUACCGCCGCGCAGUGCUGCCCGCGACCAGCCUCAUCGUCGCCAUCGAGGCCUGGUCGUCGUACGGCUGGGCCAGGUACGCGCAUGCAUCGGUGAGCAUGCACACGUUUGGCCUCUCAGGGCCCCAGGCGGGCCUCUACGACCACUUUGGCUUCAGCGAGGACAACAUCGCGAAGAAAGUCGACGCCUUUGUGAAGAAGCACUCGACGGGACCGGACGGCGCCGUGAGGGUGCCUGCCGUGGGUGACUUUGAGGAGCUGCUGCUCGGCCAUGCACCCUGAAAUGGUGGUAUAUAAAUGCAAUGCGAUUCUAUGUCUCCUCCUGU
Acaromyces ingoldii is the source of this 2394-nucleotide messenger RNA. RefSeq names its product transketolase. The transcript has 2 exons. Gene Ontology annotation, molecular function: transketolase activity. The coding region runs from base 95 to 2350 and encodes 751 amino acids. The record is from RefSeq and is a predicted model, not a curated record. NCBI's taxonomy places the organism in Eukaryota, Fungi, Basidiomycota, Exobasidiomycetes, Exobasidiales, Cryptobasidiaceae. Gene Ontology annotation, biological process: pentose-phosphate shunt. Gene Ontology annotation, cellular component: cytosol.